Molecule: messenger RNA, 1503 nt
Organism: Bipolaris sorokiniana ND90Pr
Lineage: Eukaryota; Fungi; Ascomycota; Dothideomycetes; Pleosporales; Pleosporaceae
Exons: 1
Coding region: 1-1395 (464 amino acids)
Source: RefSeq, a predicted model, not a curated record
AUGCCGCCAGAUAGUGAUACUAUUAUAGUAAAUACCCAAGAAAAUAGGCAGGAGAGCUUAGGGCCAGAGGCUCAAAUCGAUAGAGAAAUGGAGAUAGAGUCCACUCCAGCUACCCCCACCCAAAACCAACCAACACCAAGCGUAUUUGAAAUACCAAUACUACCACCAAACAAACGAUAUGCCAACUUCUCGCCAGAGACUACCUAUAGAGGCAGAAACCCAUACCAAAACACCUCUAGUUUAAAACCAAUUGCCAAGACCUCUGAGCAGGCAAUCUAUCGGGCGAGGGACCUUAUUCUUCAAGCCUCCACAAUGGAAGAGUCCCAUGUAGCUCAAAAUAAGCUACUAGAGCUACUAGACGUCUUCAGAGACUAUACUGAAACGGGUAGAGUAGCUAACCAAAUUACAGAAAAGCUAUCUGCUAAGCUAGCUUACCACUCAGCGACGCUCGCAAACGCCUCUCAGCAAGCAACAAAGACGCUUAAACAAGCCACGAUUGCAGCUUCAAACAAGGCACAGCCAAUAGCCACACAACAAGCACAAAAACCAGCCCAAACCUCCUACGCCACAAUUGCAGCAAACAACGCAAACCAAGCCUGGGCGAUAGUACAGCCAAGGAAGAAGCCAGCACAACAAGCUAAAAAACCAGUAUCUUACUACCAGACGCUAGUUACACUAGAAGAGGGCCAAACAACUAGCCCUCUACUAGUAAGAAACAAGAUCAACCAAGCCUUCCAGAAGGCCGGCAUUGCUGGCCCAGUUAUCCAACAGGUGGCAAUAAGCAAAAGAAAUAAUCUUAUUCUUACAACCACCGAAGGAUACUCAGGAGAAUUUCUACUAAAGCAAGUUAAUACUUGGCAAAACCAGCUCCCAAUUAAGAAAGCCCAGCCGCUAGAGUCCUGGACUAAACUUGUGGUACACGGGGUGCCAACAACAUUCGACGGGGCUGAAAACCUUCAGCUACUACACACCGAAAUCCCAACGUACAACAAGAACCAAACUAUCGUUGGCAACCCAUACUGGCUAUCUAGAAGCUGGAAAGAUAAGCAAACAAGCUCUAUUGUUAUUGCUUUCAAAUCCGAAGAAGAAGCGAAGAAGAUUGGCAGCAGAAUAACAAUUCUUGGCCAAUCCCUUCGGGUUGAGAAAUACCGCCAAAUCCCACUAACUGCGCAGUGCAGCAAGUGCCAAGGAUUUGGACACAACUUUAGCAGGUGUAGGAACCUAGCUAGCUGCCAGUUCUGUGCUGAAAACCACCUAACUACUCAGCAUAACUGCAGUAUUUGCAAAACAAGAGGGAAGGCCUGUAAUCACACACUCCCAAAAUGCAAAAACUGUAAACAAACCCAUUUUGCAAAUAGCAAAGACUGCGAGGUAUUUCUAUCUAUCAAAUCAUAAUGAUAGAAAACCUUAAAGUACUACAAGUAAACCUAAACAAAAACCCACGUACUACAGAAUCAACGCUACAACUAGCAAUCGAGCUUAAAGUUGAUAUUAUCGCAAUCC